This is a messenger RNA of Pecten maximus, 2794 nucleotides long. RefSeq lists its product as uncharacterized. Bases 995 to 2239 code for a protein of 414 amino acids. Lineage: Eukaryota; Metazoa; Mollusca; Bivalvia; Pectinida; Pectinidae. The transcript is spliced from 8 exons. The record is from RefSeq and is a predicted model, not a curated record. Gene Ontology annotation, molecular function: oxidoreductase activity.
AGAACAUGUGUGGAAUUUCUAUCUUCAUUGGUCUGUGAUAUUACUGCAUGCCAUCUCUGUUUGACUUAAUUUAGAAUUUAAUAGUAGAUUGAAUUUAUCUUGUGAAUUGUUUAAUUUACACAUCAUGUAUGCAUGUCCAAACUGCCUUCUGUACAGAAAAGCAUUAGUUAUAAACUUCGUAGUUCAAUAAGUUUACCAUUGUUAAAGUAGAGAGUAGAAGGUCACAUUACUGACUCGAUCAGGCUAGCACGUUUUUUUUCUUAAACCUAUUGGUAGGAUAUAUAUGUCUGCUCGGAGAGGGAGAGGUCACAUAAGUUUGAAGCCCUAAGUGUUGGCAGGGUAUUUUUCAUAGCUCCUUCCUAAUAUACAAUAUACCUGUGUCUGUAGUUACAGCUAUCCUUAUCAUUGUGAGAAGUAUUCACUGUGUGUACUUAAACUUUUUGCUUUACUGCUUAGGAAUUUUAUCAAAUGAGCAUCUUUAGUUGAAGGGGACCGGUUAACGGUAUAAUUUUUUAAGGCCCAAUCGGGAAAAUGAAGACAAAUGUUUAAAUCCUUCUUUGUUCUGAUUAACCAGAUUAAGGUGUCGGCGGGCAAAAGUUUUAUAUAAAUGUAUAGUGCAAGUCCCUACACCCCACUUCCCAGGAACGGUGCACCGUAAUAUUAAUCAUUAGAGGUAUUAUCUGUUAAAAAAAAUUUUUUUUUUAAAUUUCACCACAAUUUCUGGAUGAUCAAAGAGAGUUAUUAGUGAUACAGAUCCUCUGGACCUGAUCGUCUUUAGUUUCUAACAGGUUCAUUAGGUACCCACUGUGACGUUGAUGAUGUAAUAGAGCCUUAUCUCGGGGAGAGGGGGAAUGGGGAGGUCAGGAGAACCCAGACAUUUACUGCUGGUGACUGAUAAGCUACAGGCAUUCGUGGUUUACAAGUUCUACAUAUAAUCAGGACAAUCUUGAGUGACAACCUUGUGUGACGUGAGACAAUCUUUGUGAGAGUGUCAAUGGAGAGUGUAUUUGAUGUGGUGAUUAUAGGAGGGGGUGUAGUAGGCUGUUCCCAGGUGUUCACACUAACUAGACUGGGAUACAGAUGUCUGCUUUUGGAGAAGGAGGCCCAUCUUGUGUCCAUGGCUAGCUCAGGAAACAGUGGGAUGCUACACACAGGUUUUGAUGCUCCAUUGGGCAGUAUAGAGCUCGCCUGUAUACUAAAAUGUCAACAACAGAUCCUACCUGUCCUUAAGUCCCUAGGACUUCCAUACUCCAAGAUUGGAGCAACUAUGGUGGCAUGGAAUAGCCAACAGAAAGAAAAACUCCCUCAAGUAAUGAGGAAGGCAAAAGAUGCUAACAUGGAUGAUGUUUUGGAGUUAUCUCUAUCACAGCUCUACCAGAGGGAGCCACAUUUGGCACAUGGAGCUACUGCUGCCCUCUGGAUACCAAGGGAGGCAGUUAUUGAUCCCUGGCUGACCCCCAUCAGUUUUGCACACCAUGCAAAAUCAUUAGGUGCUAAGGUGUUGACCAGUACAAUGGUACAGGGCUGUGAACAGGAUUCCCAGGGGAUCUGGCGAGUCACCACUGAUAGGGGCAUAUUUAGGGGGAAUGUGGUCAUCAACAGUGCAGGUCUGUAUGGAGAUGUGGUGGACAAACUAGCAGGAGUUCAGAAAUUCAGGAUAAUGCCAAGAUUGGGUCAGUACCUAGUCUAUGGCAAAGAGACAAAGUCCCUCAUCAACAGCAGUAUUCUUCCGAUUCCAACUGAAAAAACCAAAGGAGUUAUCAUCUUCAAGUCAGUUUAUGACAAUGUUAUCAUCGGCCCUACACAAGAGGAGACCGAGAAACGUACCACUCCAGUUUGUCUCUCUCAGCAGACAGUGAACACUCUUCUGGACCAUGGACGAGUCUCUGUUCCUUCUCUCCAGUCACAUCCUGUAGUACAUACUUACUCUGGUACACGCCCUGCUACAGACACUAAGGACUACCAUGUGAUCCCCCACAUUGACAGGAACUGGUUGACCCUGGGAGGUAUACGCUCGACAGGAUUGUCCUCCUGUCUGGGAGUUGCGGACAUGGUCGGCAAAAUAAUGAAGGAAAAGUUCUGCCUGGAACCUUCCAACAGUCCCAACAUGCACCUCCCUACUGUAGAUAUCAGCUUUACAAACCACCGUACAGCAAUGCUGGGAUCAGAGGAAUAUACAGUCACACAUCCAAUCACAUACACAGGAAAAUUUGACAGGAAAGCGUGGGCAAACUUGUAAUGGAACUUCAAUCAUGUGAAGUUUUAUGGGGAAAUCUGGGUCAAGUUGUGAUGGAACUACAUGUUAAGUUGGACAGGAAAAAAUUUCAGGUACAUUGUAACUUGUAAUGGAACUGCAUGUGAUGUACAUUGUUUUACCAUUAAAUCUGGGUCAAGUUGUGAUAGAAUCACAAAAACAUGUUCAAAUUCAUCACCACCAACAUUAAGCAUUAUUGUUGCUGAAUUGUUCAGUUCAGCAGAAAUACCAACACAUGAUUAAUAAGAGCACCCUCUCAAGUCAGAGAUCUAGAUUAUGUAUUACUGUAGGCCCUGUGCCUUCCUAGGAUAAAAUCAGUACAUGUUUUUGCUUGCCUAUGGAUUCUAAGACAAUGAAUUUGGCAUGGAGAUUCCUUGAGUGCCAAACAUUUAUCUAAACAAAAAUGACUUUUUUUUUAAAUCCUUCCACUUGUUUUGGUCUUCACUAUUUUGUCACUAUUCUUGGACGAGAUCUUAGUAAACAAUUUGUUACAUUUGUAUACACUGAUGUUCAGUAAAUAAAAAUAUAUAAAACAUCCAA